CAGGCAUUUGGUUGGCCAGCUUCGGGCCCUUCCUCCUUUUCCGCAUCCCUGAGAGGCUGAUGCCAAGAUGAACGACACAGUGACAGUCAGAACCCGGAAGUUUAUGACAAACCGGCUGCUUCAGAGGAAGCAAAUGGUUGUUGAUGUCCUCCAUCCAGGCAAAGCCACAGUCCCUAAGACUGAGAUCAGGGAGAAGCUGGCCAAAAUGUACAAGACCACCCCCGAUGUGGUGUUUGUCUUCGGCUUCAGGACACAGUUUGGUGGUGGCAAGACGACAGGUUUCGCCAUGGUCUACGACUCUCUCGACUACGCUAAGAAGAACGAGCCCAAGCACAGACUGGCCAGGCACGGUCUCUAUGAGAAGAAGAAGUCCUCCAGAAAACAGCGCAAGGAACGCAAGAACAGAAUGAAGAAAGUACGAGGUACCAAGAAAGCCAGUGUGGGUGCUGCUGGCAAAAAGGUAACUUGGCUGUUCCUCCUAUGGUGCAUUCCUCUUGCUACAGUAUGGGUGCAUCUCAAUAGUCACAAUUUUACACAAGCUGCUUUUGUUGGCCUUCCUCUGCUUUGAUUUGAAAACGCAGUGGGUGAAUGUAUAAUGAUGUAUGUACAAUAUGGUGUAUGUACAAGAUUUAUGUUUUCACCCAAGAGAACUUCACAUCUGUGCAGAUGGAAGGGGCAGCAUAAGACUAUUGAAACACCCCACGUGUCACUUCAUUCUUAUUAGUUAAUUAUUCAUUACAUGCAUAUCUUUUCUGCUUCCUAAGUCUUAGUUUUGUCUUUAUUUAUGUGUUCUUACUGUUUUAAUGAGUCAUCUUUUUCUCCCAAACUGUUCUUUGGGACUGUAGAAGGUAAAUGUUUUCAUCAGUAGACUAACUGCUGUGUGUAGAUAAUGCUACUGUGGUGUUCCUAGCUGACUUCAUCCCAAUCCUCCCUUUUAUAUAACCAAAAAAUCUACUGCCUUUUUACAUGUGGAUUUCUUUAACGUCCACAUUGGGUUUCAGUUCAGUCCCCUACCAGUUAGAAUGAGCAACUAAGUAUUAACUCGUGACCCUAAUUUUGUGAACUGAACACUAAUAGUGGUUUAGAUCCCAAGUUAAACCAUAUUGUGUAAUCUUAAGACUCAAUAGUAGGUCGCCAAGUGGAUCUCUGAAAGACUAGAAACUAGAGCCAUUUCUCAAUUCAUUCCUGGACGACCCCACUGGAGAACAUAUGUUUGUUUUAGUCCAGCACUAACACAUAAUUCAACUAGUCAAGUCUUAGUGCUGGGUUAGAACACAAAUAUGCACCCCCCAAGAAUGGAUUGAUAGACUUUCUAGCUGCAUUUGUGUGUAUUUAUUGAAAUUCCCACAUCUAGUGCUCAGCAUUCAGUUUGGAUUGUAUUAUUUUCCUGGGUGGAGUUGACUGAAUUUUGUCAUUCAUCUUCAGUGCAAAUCUUAUGCCCUUCAGGGGUCUACUCUGAGUAAAGUAUUUAAGUAAAGUAGCUUAACAUUAUCUUCAUCCUUUUGCCUUUCUUUUGCCUCCUGU
Molecule: messenger RNA, 1524 nt
Organism: Oncorhynchus kisutch (coho salmon)
Lineage: Eukaryota; Metazoa; Chordata; Actinopteri; Salmoniformes; Salmonidae
Gene: rps24
Product: ribosomal protein S24
Exons: 4
Coding region: 68-568 (166 amino acids)
Biological process (GO): translation
Cellular component (GO): ribosome
Molecular function (GO): structural constituent of ribosome
Source: RefSeq, a predicted model, not a curated record